Molecule: messenger RNA, 11257 nt
Organism: Lymnaea stagnalis (great pond snail)
Lineage: Eukaryota; Metazoa; Mollusca; Gastropoda; Lymnaeidae
Source: the annotation of a GenBank genome assembly
CAUAGUCAGUAGCCUACUCAGUGCUAUGCCAAAUGCCAACUACUCGUACUAAAAAAGGAGGGUAAGACAAAAGGAGAUAGACCUAGACUAGGUACUGAAUGCCAUUACCGGUGAUUACCUCUAAGUCUAAUUCUAAUCGGACGGGAAUCCAUUAGGCAGGCCUAUCUAUCGGACUAUAUAUUUUAUUUAAUUUUAUUAGACUUAGACUUAGAACUUCUAGAGAUUUUAUUGUGAACUCUCUGCCUUUAUCAAAUUUAUAAUCAUUAAAAUAUUAUUAAUUAAAAUAAUAUUAAACUUCAAACUAACCAUUUGAUUUUGAAGUAAUUAUUGAGUAAUUUUUAUUGUUUAUAAUUUAUAUAUAAGUUAUAAGCUACCUAUAAUUUAUAUAUAAAUAUAAGUAGAUAUUCUCCUUUCCUGAUCUAAAUAAAUGGAAAUGUCUUUUUAAAAAUUGGUAAAUAUAUGCUAUCUGGCCAUGAGAUUUCUGAUGGCUGCCACCUUGGCAACCAUGUAAAAAAAACACAUGUCUGCUAAAAUGAGGAGGGGAAAGAGAGAGAAUGUGCUUGUUUAACUUUUUACAGAGAGAAACAAAAAUGGGACCAAAAUGUUAAAAUUUAAUGAAAAAAUUUCUGCCAUUUCAUAAAUUUCGUGGUGAACAUACAUAGCUACAUACUUUAUUGUAUCCAUCCUGAUAUUUGGCAAGACGUGUUAACGACCUGCGGGUCGCCCCCUUCCCUGAUGUAAUUUUAGCAGGCUCAUGCUCGUUGCCCUCAACUAAAACACAUGUUUGCCUACAGUUAACAAUAAUACAAAAUAAUUGUAAAAUAAUGAAAACCCAUCUUACAGUUUCAUAGAAUGUACUUUUACACACUUUAUGUCAAGUUCCACCAAAAAGAAAAUCAAAAAAUUGUCAGAAAAUCAAUACAUUACAAUAUUUAAACCCAUUUUAAUUUUAAAAAUUUAAUGAUUUUGUUCAUAAGGCAAACAACCUAGCUACGCCACUGAUUGCGACCAUAAAGGAGGAACUACGCAGUGCCAAGAAAGAGCGCCGUAGUGCAGAAAAGAAGUGGUUGAGGUCAGGUCUAGUGGUUUUUAAGCAGAUAUUUUACGCUGCCAAGAAGCGUGUCAAUCAGAUUGUUUGUCGUGCCAAGACUACGUAUUUUAGCCAAAAGAUAACUCUGGGUAAAACCAGCAGGCAGUUGUUUGAUGUUUGUGGUCACCUUAGGGGAAGUAACAAAGGAACUGCGCUUCCUUCGGUGUUUCCCCUGCCGAAGCAACCAGAUAUUUUCUGUGAUUUCUUUACAAGCAAAGUAGCUGGCAUUCGCGCUGAGCUUGAUCGUCUUGAUGCCUAACCCCUUGAAUUGCCUCCUUACCCUUGUCUUACUUCACAUUUCAAUAUUUUUAAACCUGUUUCAGAACUUGAGGUAAAAAGUAUAAUCCUAAAAUCUAAACAUACAUCAUGUUCUUUGGAUCCCAUCCCAACCCCCCUGUUUGUUGAGUCAUUAGAUAUCUUGCUCCUAACAAUAACCCGCAUAAUAAAUGAAAGCUUAUAUUCUGGCACUGUUCCGCCUCUUUGCAAAUCAGCUGUCAUCAAACCAUUGCUUAAGAAGCCCGGUCUGGAUGAAAAUAAUUUAAAAAACUAUAGACCUGUAUCUAACUUAUCAUUUUUAUCUAAAGUUAUUGAAAAACUAGUCCUAAAACAACUUUUUGCUUACUUAAAUGACCACUCUCUUCUCAGUUCUAAUCAGUCGGCCUAUAGACAUUUCCAUAGCACGGAGACAGCUCUCUUGAGAGUCAGUAAUGACCUCUUGCGCGCAAUGGACAGCGGUAAUGUCUCCAUUUUGAUCCUCUUAGACCUCAGUGCGGCCUUUGACACUGUUGACCAUGAAAUCCUCUUCAAAACCCUUGAAAACUACUUUGGAAUUUCUGGUUCGGUUUUGGCUUGGUUUAGGUCCUACCUCUCUGAUAGAACGCAAAUGGUCUCUGUCGAUGGCUGUCUCUCCGGCAGUGCUGAUUUGGUGUACGGAGUGCCACAGGGGUCCGUUUUGGGUCCGGUUCUAUUCAUAAUGUAUACCAGACCACUACUCCUCUUGCUCGGGAGGCAUGCUGUUGAGAACCAGUCAUUUGCAGAUGAUACACAGCUAUACAUGCAUACCCAUCCAUCUCUUGUCGAUUCCGCUGUCCAGACUUUGCGGGGGUGCAUUGAUGAUGUCAAGUCUUGGAUGACACUCAGCAAGUUGAAGCUUAAUGAUGACAAAACAGAAGCACUCCUCAUUUACAAUCACAAAUCAUCCUCUACCUCAACUCUUCCCACCUCAUUUCAAGUAGGUAACUCCGACAUACAGUUUACACCCUCUGCUAGGAAUCUUGGUUAUAUUCUUUCUAACAACAUGUCUCUCGAUAAACAUAUCUCUCACAUUUGUCGUUCGGCAUACACCGCCAUCCGUCAGAUCAGCUCCAUCCGCCACUACCUGACAGUUAGCGCAACAAAAACUCUAGUCUGUGCUCUUGUUCUCUCUCGUCUUGACUAUUGCAACUCACUUCUGUCAGGUUCACCGAAACAUUUUAUAGAAAAACUGCAGAAAGUUCAAAACUCUGCUGCUAGGCUUGUUCUUAAGGCAAAAAAACGCGAUCACGUCACUCCACUACUCCACUCACUACAUUGGCUCCCUAUACAGGCACGCAUUGACUACAAGCUGUCUCUUCUCUGUCACAACUUUUUCUCGGAUUCCUGCCCUUCCUAUCUAACUGAACUUCUUUCUGUCUAUUCACCCCUUCGACAACUUCGCUCCUCCGCAGACUCGCGUAUUCUGUCCGUUCCCAAGACACGCACUAAAUUAUAUGGUGAACGAUCUUUCUCUUUCUGCGCCCCCAAACAAUGGAAUUCUUUGCCACUACACAUCCGCAAUAUAACAACCACACAGGCCUUCAAAACUGCACUCAAAACACAUCUAUUUAAACUAUACUACUCUGACUGAUUCUCCUCCUAUAAACCGAUAAACGUACAUGGGUUUCCUUGUAAAAAUGUCUGGUGUGGGUGGAUGAAUAUACCUAUGGUGUUGUUUUGCUUAUAUGUUGUUUUUAUUUCAUUUAUGUAUUUUAUUUUAAUAUUAUGAUUAUGCCUCUUUGCUAUAUUUAUGUACAGCGCGGUGAGCCCAGCCCUAGGCUGGGGUACCGCGCUAUAUAAGACCACUUAUUAUUAUUAUUAUUAUUAUUGUAUUUGCUGCCAUUGCUAGUUGUUGCUGCUUUUAAAAAACAAAAAAAGUUUUAAUGCAUUCUGAUUAGCAGCAGUAAAUGUUUUUCUGGUGAAUUUUGUUUGCGCAAUACUUGUAAUGAAAGAAAUAAAACUAUGAUAACUAAAUUAUUUAAUUAUUUGUAAUUUUAUUACAAUAUAAUUUAUACGGUUGGGGGAUGUUCAAACGGAGUGGGCCUGCAGCACUGCAAAAGGUUAAGAAUCCCUGCCCUAGAGCAUUCACUAGGAUACACCCCCCUCCCUUUCCGGUCAACCAUUUUUUUCCGUUCCAUCUCACUUCACUUGGUAGUCCCGUGUCCACAUUUAGCCAUAAAUUCUCACAACUGUCAUUGUAACUACAACAUGUCAUGUAACUUAAUCAGAGGCCCUUUUUAGACCUCGCAUACCUGUAGUGAUUCUCUAGGUGAUCGUAGUUUAAAAAUAAAAUAAUUAUAAUUGUAUAAAAGAAUAAUGUUAAAAAUGUCUGUAAUUUAGGGUUAUUAAGUGCAAUUUCUUAGCUCAAUAUUCAGCUUUUCGUGUAUCUUCACAUUGCUUAAGCCCCCUCCCCCUUGUCACUCACACAUCGUCCCAAAAAUUUGAACACACCCCCCUCCUCCUGUCCCCCGAACGUCAUUUUUGGAUGGUCCCUUAAGUGUGUAGGUUAAUUUAAGUGUCCAGUGAAACCAGCCCUAAACUAAAGUUGAAUUCUUGUACAAUUCACAGUAUAGGUUAUGUAAAAUGUAAUUUAUUGUUUUUAAAGAAAAAAAAAAUGUGCUUAUUUUAGUAUUUAUUUUAAUAUUUAUAAAAUAUGGUACAAUCCACUUAUUUGAAUCCCAUUGAAUGACUUUAAAUAACUAAAUGAUAAUAACGCUGUUCAAGUAAACAGUUUUAUCAGCUAUUUUCAUUUAAAUCUUAAAAUACUUUAUAUGGGCUAAUGAAAUAUUUUCUUCAGUCACACCAAUUAUAAACUUUAAAUAUUCUAUCUAAAAGUAAUUUAAAAACUUGCCUUCUUGGCAUAUAUCAUGUACUAAUUAUUAAUUUUGUCUUUAUUUCAGUAGAAUGUCACAGUGACAUGUGUGCAUUCAUAGAAUUAGAUAAAAUGAAACUUAAGACUAAGUUAAAGACCAUGGAAAAAGACAUGACUAUACACCACUAAAAGAUUAAACAACUUACUUUGAACAUCCCAAAUAUUUGAAAUAAAUAUGUUAUUGAAGGAGUAUCGGAUCUGCAUGCCACUAUCGGUAGAUGAGGUAAUCCAUUUCAUAUAAGUCUAUAUGGGCAUUAAAUUAUGCCAAAAUAAAUAUUGAAAUGGUUUAUAUUUCAUGGUUGUAUUCAGCAAUCAGACAUUUUUUAUAAAACUUAAAACCCAUAAGAGAUUUUUAUAAAUCCUUAUGUUAUUUAACUAUUGUCUCAUAAGUAAAACAACCUUUACAAUUAGGAGACAUCUAAUGCAAACUAUCCUGGGCUGGCAAAAGUGUAUGUCAUACUGUUUAUUGCUUUUAAUGAUUUAUCCAUUUAUAUUUCUUAUUUCAGUACCGCAUAGGUCAGUUGUACAUGAUUGCAAAGCAUAGCCAUGAACAAUCAGAAAAGGGAGAAGGGGUGGAAGUAAUCAAGAAUGAGGAAUGUAGUGAUCCUGUUCAUGGUGUCGGGAGAUACACAGAGAAAAGAAUACACCUUUCAAAGUGAGUCAUGUUUAAAAACUAUGCUUAUGUUAUUGGAUUUUUCUAUCUUAUAAAAUCAAAAGUAAUUGCUUAUUUCUAUCCUCUCCACCCAAUUUCUAAUAAUGCUUUUUGACAUUUUGUCCAAAUUAUCCCAAGAGUGGGUUUAGAGAGGAAACAAAUGACAGUACCAAAAAUGAACUCCAGUUCAAGCAACAGUACAGAAGCUACAAAUUCUGAUGCACCAUUACUAGAAUAAUGACUCGCCAUUAUGGGCCAAGUGUGAAAAAUGCCAUGAGCCUCAAGGGGUCCUGUUGAGUUACAUUUCAUUUAUUAGCUUCAAUCCUGAAUGUCUGUUUUCCAUUUUUCCUUUCAGUCGCUUGCCAUCGUGGAUUCAAUCGGUGAUUCCAAAAAUAUUUUAUAUUACAGAAAAAGCCUGGAACUACUUUCCCUACACAAUUACAGGUUUGCUUUAAAAAUACCAUAACGAUAGAAUAUUAUUACUGCUGCCAACUGCAAAUUAAUCCUGUGUAGUUUCAAUAAAAUCAUCAUUUUCUUUGUGGUGGAAAUGAAUUGUGGCAUUGACAUAAAAUUUUAGUUUCUUAAUGGUAAAAAAGAUCUACUUCUUAAUUUUUGCUGGCAUCCGUCCGUCACUAUGUGACGAUGGAGUGGGUUACCGCUGGGUAACCCAAGGGAACAUCAUGGGAUGAUACAGCUUGGCACUAGUGACGUCGCAGGAGUUGUCGGAAUGUUUCAUUGUAUCAAUGUUAUCCGCCUUUCGGGACUCCAUCUCCGGGUUUGAUUUCAGAGUUUCCUUCUCUUAGAUGAGUUGCCGUCCAAGGUUAACGAGUCUCAUCUACCCGGGGUGCUGGUGGUGUUUUUGCUCUAGCUGGAAUUGAACUCCAGACCACCAACUUGAGAUUUGCUCAGUUUAGACCACUCGGCCACCCAGCACCCUUACUACUUAAUAUGUACUAAGAAUAGCAUAGGCUUUUUUUUUUCAUUUUUAUUGUUAUUCAUGAAUAUAUAAUAAAAUACAUAUAAUAAUUUGUUAUGUUUUUACCUCCCAUUUUCUGUGCUGUAUCUUCAACAUCAACACACAAAAAAACAUCAGAAUAUACAGUAAGUACCAUAUCAGUUUAUUUAUUAACAUAACCAAAUAUUUUUGAUAGCAUUGACUCAUGUAUUCGGCUGUCCCCAAAGGACUUUCCUGCUCAAUUCACUCUUAUUUUACACCAUUCUUUUCAGUGCUCAUUUUUACCCCGGUACAGCAUUUAUAUAGAGACAAGAUAUGAAGACAAUGCAGGUACAUCUGAAAAUGUAAGUUCUAAUUUGAACAUUAUUUAUAGACAUUAUUUAACCAUAAUUUAUAUUACUUUAGCUUUGUAAAUUUAAAUAAAAGUAUUACUUUGCUUUGAUUUUUCAUUUACCCAUACUCUAUCAAAGGUGUCUUUUCAGGGGGUUAUAAGAGCAACUUCCGUUAAAGUAUAAUUUAAGAGAUCUAAAUUACGGUAGUUUGAGAUAGUGUAUUUUAACCAGUGUGUCAUGAUACACUGUACUAUUAAAUACAAUUAUGUUUCAAAAGUUUCAUAAUAGGUGUGCCUCAAGACUCUAGUAGUGUCAUGGCAUAAGAAUCUUUGUAAAAUUUGAUUCUCAUUUUUACCAACAAAGUAUGCUGUUAUUUGAAAUAUAAUAUGUUAUUAUCUGUGUAAUUUAGUCAAAUAAUUUGUAUAACUUGUUAGAUGUGUAACAGCUGGUACUUUAUUUGAGCCUAAUAUGUCAAAAUUCUUAGUGGUUGUCAGAUUUCUUUUUUAAAGUUUGAAAACUGCUGUUUGAAUGGAAAAUACAUAAUCUGAUUAUCUAUUUAUGUUUUGAAUGUUUUAUAUUUUCCUUUAUUCAUGAAAAUAAUCAAAACUAUUUUUAUCUCAUUUAUUUAGUGCUUAAAUCUUUCAAAUGAAGAACUGCAAAAGAGGGAAAUUGAUUUUGUAGACAUUGCUAUUGAUCCUUUACCUCCUAAGCACUACAAAGAAAAUGAGGUAAGUGAGAAGACUUAUACUCACACUUAUUUACCUACCAAGGAUUAGGUACAAAGUGCUACAGUUUUCCCAUAUGCAAUUAUUUAUACUGUUUCUAUACUUGUGAAACUUGUUUUAGAUCAUCACAAGUUUUUCUUGCCUUGUUUUUAAAGGCCUGGUGUGACUUCUGGAGGAUGUGUCUUUCAAAGUGCAUUCUGCAGACACUCGUGAUUUCUUGAUUGUCAAGAGUUUCCUCUCUUUGUUAAUUUAAAAAUCAUACCAUUUCCCCAGUCACAUGUAACAGCAGGGGUUGAAUGGUUCAUAAAAAAAUAAAAAUAAUAUCAUUAUCUUUGUUUUCUGAUCGAUUAGGAUUUGACAAAAUUCAAGUCUCUAAAAACCAACAGAGGUCCCUUGAUUAAAAAUUGGCAGGUAUGUUAACAUUACUGAGAUCCUGUGUGUCUUUGUUAAUUUCCAGUUUGAAUUUUUCUUCUUCUUUUUUUUCCUUCUAAUUUUGAUGGUGGAAGUGGAAACAAUGAAAUAGACAUAUUUUUUUUAAAUCUUCAAAGCCAUGUAGUUAAAAUAAAACAUGAUAACAGUAAUUAGUAUUUUCCUGUUACUCUUAGGCUGAGUCCUCCCCCGUUAUGUGCUCAUACAAGUGUGUCAAGGUAAAAUUUGAAGUGUUUGGGAUGCAAGGCAGGGUUGAGGCAUUCACCCAGAAGGUGAAUCCUUGAGUUUUUUUUGUUGUUUUUUUUUUUACUAUGCUAAACUUUCUUAAUUUUAAAAUCAUAGCAACAGAAAAUACUAAAAUCACAAGAUAUGACAAAACUAAUUCUUAACAUCCUAUUUACUACAAAUAAUUAAAGCGCAGAAAGCAGUUAAAUAAUGCCUUAGACAAAAAUAUUAAGCAAAAGGAUUUUUCUCAAAAAGUGGCAGAAUCCACUUUUGAAGUGACAAAUUUUGUUAUAUAUUUUCUGUUCCCUGUAUUAAAAAAAAAGCUAAAAAAAAUAUCAUUUUUAAACUAUUCCCGCAGACUGUGCGAGACAUCUUACUGUUGGGACAUCGACAGGCAUUCGCUUGGAUUGACGAGUGGAUAAGUAAGUAAUUUAAGUGGGUUAAUUUAAGGGAAACCAGUCCAAAACUAAAGUUUAAUUCUAGUACAAUUCACAAUCUAGGUUUGGUAAAAUCUAAUUUAUUGUCUUCUUUUUUUUUUAAAUUGGUGCUUAUUUUAAUAUAAUCUCACAUCAUCCUUGAUAUUAAGUUAUCAUAUAAAAUGCAGAAUGAUUACCCUUUUUCUAAAUUUGUAAAAAAAUUAUUUUUCUUCAAUAAGCAUUCAGUAUUUAUGUUUUUUGAUUUGAAUCUAAACUAUUUUUUUUUUUUCUUGUGUGGAUAAAGUACAUUAGUUAGGUCAAAUAAUUUCUAUUGACACCAAAGAUAGAGUAGAAAGGUCAAUUUAAUGACUGCACAUCUUCAACUUGUCUGUUACUAUGAAAACGUUACCCUUGUCUUUCCCCAGAUAUGAGCAUGGAUGAUCUCAGAAAGUACGAGUCCUCAACAAACGAAGCCACUAAUAAAAAAGUUUUGGAAUCAUAGCAACAUAGAAUCGUGUGAUAUUUCAUGUAUUGCAUUCACUGUGGGUGUUUCACUUUAGUUUGUUCCUUGUAUUUUUUCUUUUUUUUUCUCUAUAUUUGGUGCUUUGAUGAUGAUGUUUGGAUUUUGUUUAUUAUUGUUCUUGUUUUUUGAUUGAUGGUUUGAUAAUAUUUAAAAAACAUUUGAAGACUUUGUUAAUAUUUAAGUUCUUUUGGGAUUUUUCAAAUUGCUGAUUUGGUGUACUACUUUUCUUAUUUAUCUUGUAAUGAUCGUAUCAACGGAAUUUUCUAGAUAUCUUGUAAGAACACCUGUUGUGAUAAUUACUUCAUCUUUUUGGCUUUCAUUUUGAGAUGGUAAAAAAAAAAAGUUACAAUUUCUCAAAUGGUUCGUUUUCAUUUAAUGUGAAGGCACCUACGUCAAAACUGAUAGAUAUCAAGCUACUCUUCCUAACCAAGUUUUGAAGGUAAAAAAAAAAAAAAUGUCACCAACUGGUAAGGCGUGCUCAGUGUUUAAUCUUUUGUUAAAAUAUUUGUUAUGCACUUUUGACUGAUUAACAAUGAAAAAUAUGUUGACACUGGCAGUCCUCAUUUAACUUUUAGUUCAUCAUUCCCACAAUCUCUUUUUCUUUCAGACCCACCUCAUAGCCAACAGUAUUUUACAUUUUGGGUUGUGUGGGGGACUGUGAUUUUUCACAUUUCUGUUUUUAUACUUGUAACAGUGACUUGUCACAUAUAUGAGGUCAUGUUAGUAGAUGUGACCUGUCAUUUAGGUCAAGCUAUUGACUGACCUGUCACAUGUUAGUUCAUGUUGGCAACUAUGACCUGGCUUUUUGAACAAAGUUACACAAAUUAUCCUAUUAUAUUUCUAUUAAACCUGUGAAUUUUGCCAAUUUUUUCUAGCAAUGCUUGUAUAUAUAUAUAUUCACUGUUCAUUCCAUAGCAAAUUUCUUUAUCUAUGUUGUAGCACUAACAUUGUGUGUGAUUAUGGCAAGCAGCCACGAUCUCAAAGUAUUUAAAUUUGAACUUUGACUUUCAGGAUUGGAAUAACAUACUGGCAGAUGUGAUGCUGGGGUCAUGUUGGAUUGGAAUAAAUUGUCCUGAUGCUGACAUUUUAGAUUUAGGUUGCACCAUGGCAAGUCUAAAAAUUGUGUCAGUACUAGAUGGGCUGGCGAUGUUAGUUGGCUUAAGUUGGGGAGGGUCUUCCCAGCAUGUAAUAUUCAAGGUCAAAAUUAAGGUUUUAUUUCUUGAAAUAAAAUGUGACCGAACUGUCUAAUAUAUUUUAUAGCCUUAUAAAAGACAUAUCAUAUGCUGUAAUAUUAAGAUGCCCAGUUGCAUGCUAUACAUAGUUAAAUGAGCAAUGAAGAGGUAUCCUAAACUCUAAGAGAGAAUAUUCUAUAAGUUUGUUAAAUAAUUAUAAUGUGGCUGUGUUGUACAAAAACAUAGUGUAUGGAUCUUUUCUUUGGCCAGGCAGAGAGCAGAAAAUGGCAGCAAAAUACAUCAAUCAAUGUAAGAAGUGUUAGAUUUAAUGUAAUUUUUAUUUAUGAAAUGUAUAUUAUUUUCUUUUUUUAAAAUCAGUUUUGAGAUAACCAAAUAUUUUAUGAUAUACAUUUGAGCUUUUGUUGAUACCGUAUUUUAAAGUAGGUACAGGUAUCUAUAUUAAGAAAUGCAUUUGGUUAAUAUAUUUUUAUGAGCUCUCUGAUCUAAAUAACAGAGAUAUAUGAAGAAUUACUCUGAGAUAUUUUAAAAAAUAAUUAUUUAUUGUUUAAAGCAGCGAGUGAAAGAGGUUAGCCAAUUAAAAUUCAACCUCAUUCACUGAGCACUCUUGUUGAAAGGGUACUCAUAUUAUCUAGGGUAUUUAGUUUUUUUAUUCAUUAUUGCAAGACUAUGGGAAUUUCUAGCAAUGGUAUAUGAUGGUACAUUUUUAGUUUGUGUCUAUCUGGCUGCAAGUAACAUUUCAUGAUCAUUGAUUGAAGGAUAAAUAUUUCGGCCAGUGUCUCUUAACAUCCACUACCUUCCACUAAGGUACGUACAGUUUUUCUUGUGCUUUGUACGGCUUGUCCUAUACCAAUCUAACACUUUUCUUAUAACAAUCUAUACAUUUUCUUAUCUUAUUUUAAUAUUUGUAGUACAAUUUUUCUUCUUUAAUUGUUCUUUUACUUAUACAAAAGAAAUGGCUUAACAUUCUACGAGUACAGAAAAGAGAGUUCCUAUCUGUAACUGACUUCAUGUAUUUAUUGCCCCUCUGUCUCUUCUAGACAAUGUCAUGCUGACAUAUGUCAUGAAUUUAAUUGUUUGAUCUAUGACUUUUUGUUCUAUUCUCUACCAGCAAUCAUUCCACUAUUGGAUGAAUCAGUAUUUUGAAUAAAAUGGAGUGUUGUUAUAAUAAUGUUAUUGUCCUCAGAGAAAGUCAUCAGUAUUUUUCAGGUCUCCCCCAUGACCUCAGUGACCACAUACAUUAGUCAUUUGGCUAUAUAAUAUAUAUAUAUAUAUUAAAUACAUAAAUAUUGUAAUCAGCUGCAUAAUACAAAUAGUCUUGUCAGAUUUCAGCUCAGCUUGCACCUUGAGUCAUGUCAGACUUCAGCUAAGCUUGCACCUUGAGUCGUGUCAGGCUACAUUAUUUUGUUGGACAUUUGAAAUUCCUUCGAAAUCCUUCCAUGUUUUCAAAGUCAGAGUGUAUAGAUUUUCCCUCCAAAACAUUAACACUAUAUUUAUAGUUUACAUUAAUGUUGUAGGUUUGCAUAGAAAUAUUCAGCAGUGAAUUUACAGGUG